AUGGCUGUUACAGAUAACAAUCUUGCGAAAGUCGCGAGCAGGAAGACCAGAAGAAGCAAGAAGAGAAGAACUGCCGAAGUUUCGGAUUCCGACUCGUCCUCAUCUUCCUCAUCGUCUGACGCUGAGUCUGAGAAGGAAAAUAAUGAAGGAAGCGCUAUUAAUGGCGCCAGCGAGUCGCAACCUAUGGAAGAGCACUCGGAUUUGGAAAUUUCAGAGGAAGGGGUAAUGGAGGACAUUAAACUCGACGACGACGAAACCCUAGGAGAUGCUACCCGGCAGAUACUAAAUGAUAUUCCACUUACUAGCACUGAACUGUCCGAGAAUCCUCGCAAGAAUAUCAACAAUAUAGACCUCUCUCAAAUACAGCAAACGCUGCAGGAAGCUCAAAACAAGGUAUCAAGCACAAAGGACGAAGGACAACUGAAGAACUCGUAUUUAAGUGUUGUUUUCAAACACUACGGAGAAGAUGUUAAUUCGUUAAGAGAAGCACCAGACUUCACACCCAAGUCGCUCGUGUUACUGGCAAAUGUUUUGAAAGAUGGCGGUCAUAUGUUUGAUAUAGACACUUUGAGAACCGUAGUGGAGUCCGAACUUUAA
Lachancea nothofagi CBS 11611 is the source of this 597-nucleotide messenger RNA. Lineage: Eukaryota; Fungi; Ascomycota; Saccharomycetes; Saccharomycetales; Saccharomycetaceae. The record is from the annotation of a GenBank genome assembly.